Trichosporon asahii var. asahii CBS 2479 is the source of this 1587-nucleotide messenger RNA. Its product is annotated as transporter. Gene Ontology annotation, molecular function: transmembrane transporter activity. Gene Ontology annotation, biological process: transmembrane transport. Lineage: Eukaryota; Fungi; Basidiomycota; Tremellomycetes; Trichosporonales; Trichosporonaceae. The transcript has 4 exons. The coding region runs from base 1 to 1587 and encodes 528 amino acids. Gene Ontology annotation, cellular component: fungal-type vacuole membrane. The record is from RefSeq and is a predicted model, not a curated record.
AUGCACAGACCAGAACACAACGCGACUGACGACAUGGCUGCAAGGCCGAGCCUCUCGGCCGCCAGCACGACGAGCACCCACUACGACGAGCACACCCACCACCUCCCUUCCCACCACCACGCUCAGCACGAGCCAGAAGAGGAUCUCGAGUACAUCCAGCACAUGCCUCCGCGGUUAAGGACAAGCAUCGAUUCGGGGCUCGCCGUCGAGUACGCCGAGGCUGCCGCCGCCAAGGAAGGCGACCACAAGCUCGACAAGCUGGAGAAGUUUGUCGAGAAGGAACCCCCGGUAACGAGUGGAGCGCGGCCGCCGAAACCUCUCGUUGACAUCCUCGAGCCUGCGCCCGCUGCUCCGCUCGAGCGCAUUGCUUCGGUUGGUCCACCGCCAGAUGGAGGGCUCCGUGCGUGGCUGGUCGUCAUGGGCUCCGCGUUCAGCAUGUUUUGCGUGAACGGCUUCGUGACGGGAACGGGUCAGUUCCAAUCGUACUACCUCAACCACCAGCUGAGCUCCUACUCGCCCGCCGAGGUUGCAUCACCAUCACCUUCGGCCUCGCUGUCAUUUCUGGUGCCAUGUUUGACGCGUACACCGCCAGACCGCUUGUCAUCAUCUCUGCGCUGGGACAGUUCGGCUCUCUCGUUGCCAUCGCUUAAGUACUAUCAGUUUCUCCUGUCGCAUGCCGCCUUCGGUGUCGCCGGCGCUAUCAUCUACUCCCCCGCGUCGGGAAUCGCGGCGCAUUGGUUCCUGCGAAGGCGCGGCACCGCCGUUGCCGUUAUCAUGUCUGGCGGUGGACUUGGCGGUGUGAUCUACCCGAUUCUCGUCAAGAACUUGACCGACCGGUUUGCAUGGCGCGACGCAAUCCUGAUCCUGGCCGGCAUCCACUUCUGCCUGAUGCUCCCACCCUGCCUGUUCAUGAAGAAGCGUCUGCCGAACCGCCCUCCCGUGCCGAUCCGCGCCCUGGCAAGGCCCUGGAAGGACGUUCGUUACUGCUUCCUUGUCCUGGGACAGUGUAUCGCGAACAUGGUCGUUUUCUCGCCCUACUUUAACGCGGGGCUGUAUGCGAGCUCGAACGGCGCCAACGCCACCAUCGUCGGGUACGCCGUCACGAUCCUGCAGUCUGGCAACGUCGUGGGACGCCUCUCGUCUGGCCCGCUCGCGGACCGUUUCGGGACGUGGCUCAUGUACGUCGCCUCGGCGGCGAGCUGUGCCGUUGCCCUGUUCGCGUUCUGGAUCGCGCGCAUGAACGAGGGCGCCACCGUUGCCGGACUUGUGCUCUACGGUAUGGUUAGCGGCGCGCAGCUCACGCUCCCGCCUGCUGUGAUUGCGACGAUCUCGCCUGCCCACGAAAUCGGCAUGCGCGUGGGCAUGCUCUGGACCAUGCUCGCUAUUCCCAUGCUUGUUGGACCCGUCAUUACGGGAGAGCUCAUCACUGCCGCAGGAAGGACGUACAAGUGGGCUGGGCUUUGGAACGCGCUCAUGUUCUGCGUCGCGGCGAGUUUGCUGAACCUGCCUGGUGUGCUGAAGUGGUUCAGGGACCGCAAGGCGGGCAAGGCGGGCUCGAACGAUAUCGCACAGCCUGAGACGGCGUGA